CUUUUGCGUCCUCGCCCGCGAAGCCGUUCGAUCGCGGCAGAGUUCUCGUCCGCGUCGAACCAUCGAGACACCAUCGCCGCUACACAACGGAUCCGAAUAAAAUAAUUGCUCACUCGCGGACCGAAUCGUCUUUCGGUUCUCUCGUUAUUCCGCGGCUCUUUAUUCCUCGAUCGACUCGUACGGGCUUAACUAUUUUUAAAUCGCAUCCGCUCGGAGCUCGAAGAAACCAUUAUUUCCAUAGAACGAGGCGUGACUCUUGAGUAGAGAAGAAGAAAUAAGAAGAGAAGGAGAAAAGAAGCAAGCAUGGAUGACAAGAACAAACAGGUCGUCGAACAAUACUACAGCCCUCCACCAAAACUUGGAAAAUGGGAGGGCUUCAGCCUCUUCAUGUGGAACUCCGAAACUGGACAAUUUAUGGGCCGUACAGGCGCCAGUUGGGCCAAGAUUUUGCUCUUCUACGUAAUUUUCUAUGGCGUACUAUCGGGCUUUUUCGGUGUGAUGCUCGCGGUGUUCUUCCAAACGUUGGACCACAGUGCCCCAAAAUGGACAUUGGACCAAUCGUUGAUCGGCAGCAAUCCUGGUCUUGGUUUCCGACCGAUGCCACCGGACAGCAACGUCGAGAGUACUCUCAUCUGGUACAAGGCUUCUGACAAGGGAAAUUAUGCUCACUGGGUCAGAGCUCUCGACAAGUUCCUCGAAGAUUACCGACCGCCAGCGGCGGGAGCACCUCUGCCACCGGGCCACGAGCACAAAGUGCAAUGCGAUUAUGGAAAACCCGCGCCCCCUGGUAAAUCGUGUGACGUUAACAUCAUGAAGUUCAGCCCGUGUCUGUCGGAAACUCAUUAUCAAUACGAUGCUUCCAAACCUUGUAUUUUCCUCAAGCUUAAUAAGAUCUUCGGCUGGCAGCCAGAGUUCUACAACGAUACGGACAACUUGCCGAGCAACAUGCCGACCGACCUUCAAAAUCGUAUAAAAACAACGAAGAAGCGACCGGAAGAGUUGCAAACGAUUUGGGUGUCGUGCGAAGGUGAAAAUCCGGCUGACAUUGAAAACAUUGGCCCCAUUCAGUACAAACCGAGUUCCGGCUUUCCUGGAUACUAUUUCCCCUUCACAAACAGUCCUGGCUAUUUGAGCCCUCUAGUGGCCGUUUGGUUCGAAGCACCGAAACGCAACGUGCUGAUAAACGUCGAGUGUAAAGCGUGGGCUCGAAACGUAGUGCACGACCGAGCCGAUAGACGCGGCUCCGUCCAUUUCGAGUUGAUGGUCGAUUAAGUUGUUUAAGCGCGAGCAGGCAUAAAUCAAGAAAAAAAGAAACCAAGAAAAAAAACGAAAAAAAAAAGAAAUCUUUUUUCAUCGCCAUUUAGCGUGCAACAGCAGAAAGAUCAAUUCUACCCAAUUGCAUCGAAAGCGUGUUUUUCUCUCUCUUUCUCUCGUUGACAGUUACAGCCCCCUCUACCGACCAUCCCUUGUUGAAAAAGCGAACGAAAACCAUAAAAAAAAAAAACAUUCAUCGCCUAUGCAUAUGCUCGCAGCGUCAUCGUUCUUUGUCUCUCGCUCUGCAUUCGCUCACCGCAUCAUCUCAUCAAAAAUCCACGCGUCUUAUACCUCCUCCUUCUAUUAAUUUCGUCACAUUUACUAUUUUCUUAUCGUUAAAAAUAUCAUUUCACGAAUGAAAAAAAGCUGCCGCGAUCUCACGCCGGGAUCCUCCUCAUCGUCAUCGUUCACGAAGAAACGACAAAAAAAGCUAAUAAAUAAUGAACAAUUCACAAAUUCGAGCGUACGGAAGUAAAAAAAAAAACACACAAACACGUAUACAACGUCGUUGGGUUCUAUAACCUCAAACAAGCGAAACAAAAAAAGAAUAAAAAUCGUCCUUACACACGUACCGCAUCGCAGAGCACAAACAUUUACGAAUGAGAGAAUGAGAAAAGAUAAAUGAGGAAAAGAAACAGUACGUAAUAGUAAUAUAAAGUAUUAGAAGGGGGACAAAAAAACAGUUUGCGAGGGAGAGAGUUGGAUAUCCAAUAAAUGCACAAAAGCGCGCCACGGUGAAAUGUCUCUCCCUCUGCUCGGUCUCGCUCUCUCUUCUCUCUCUCUCUCUGACUCCCUCUCUUUCUCUCUCGCUCUUUCUCACUCUACACUGAACGCAAACACACCCGUACAACACCGCAAAACAAACGUUAGUUCAGCUUUGUCCACGGUGGGUAACGACGAGAGGGAUGGUCGGUAGUAUUACGAGAGAGGUUAAAGCCCAAAAAUUUCGACGUGUUUCCCGACUAGAUAUUUUAGAUAUAAUUUAUUCCGUCGGAAGAAUGAUUUUCUUUGUGUUUAUAAAAAGAGGAAAAAAAAACAAAAACAAAAGCUGUAGCACUAAAAAAGGUUACGGUGUAAAAAAAAACGAAAAAAUGGGUCAUCUCGAUAACACGUAGAUUAGUACGGCCGUGCGGCUGAGAUCGAAUAGUUAGUCCGCGGAAAAUCGAGGAGAAAACGAUAACGAGGGAGUGAAAUAAAUAAAAAAUGAGAAAGCACGAGAGUCGAGCGUAAAUGUGUGUUUACUUCGAGAAACGUGAAGAACAAUUUGUGCUCGGUGUUAAUUCGCCGAGGAUAAAAGAUCCGCAAUGUGUACUUAAUAAACGAACGAAAAAAAAAAAAAAAGAAAAAAUACGAAUUUAAGAAAUGUUCCAGAACGAGCGCUGCGCGGCGUAACGAAUAACCCGAAAACUUAAGUGUAGAAUCGAGUGCGAGAGUGGCGUUUAAGCGUUCCAAGAGUUCGUACUAGUCGAAGAGAUCGCGCGUCCGUUUAACGAAACCAAAGAGAAUAAAUAAUCCGUGAUGAAGGACCGGAGAUACGGAAGGAAAGCGAAUUAUUGGAAAAAAAGAAAGAGAGAAGCAGACGCAUAGAAACCGAAGGAAAAAGCUUGAGCUUUGAGAUCCGAUCGAGAUAAACGCGCGAGAGGAUUUAUUCUGCAGCCUAUAGUGAUAUCCGUAUAUGAUCAUUAUACGAAGAAAUGUUUAUGAUUAUAUUGUACUUGAUAUAUAUAUUAUAUUAGUACUAUAAUAGUACACUACACGACUACACACACUCUCUUACACAGACACGAUCGAUCACAGUCGUAUCAUAGAGUCGAGAAAACUUAAGAAGAAAAUAAAUAUAAAAAAUCACGAAAAAUGUUGAAAAAAAAAAUAGAUAAUUUGUAGAUGCGGGCUGAUCGAAGAGAUAAAACAAAAUGGUAUCGUCGACAUUCGCGUGUAUGUGUAAACGUCAAAAGGUCAAGGUUUUGUGUAUACUGAGAGAGGAAGAGAAAGAACGAGCGAGCAAAAGAGAGAGAGAGAGCGAGAGAGAGAGAGAGUGGGAGAGAGAUCUUGACGACCGAGUCGGAGAUUAAAAGAUAAAUAAACAAAAAAAACUACAUAAAAAAUGUUACGAUAUGUACAUGAGCGAUUAGAGAGAAAAAAAAAAUCAUCAUUGGUAUGUGCGAAAGAGAAAGAAAGAAGCUGCAGCAAAACACGAAUAAUUAAAAUAGUUGAUAUAAAUAUGUACGGACCCACACACACACACACACACACACACACACACACACAACGCGCGUGCGCGCGCGCCCAUGAACACCUGAGCAAAAAAACGAAGAAUACGAAGCGCGAUGGUAAAGAUGGCGCCCAACACACUUGAAAAGCAAAGCAAACAUCCGAACAUUGGGGCAGAUCCUCUCGUCGCGUAAUUCCGGGAACAAAAUGGCGGCCAAAAAAGUAACGAAAAAUAAACGAAGGAUCUGGCGUUUGAGUUUUUGGGCGCUGGAUUUACUAUCGGGAUGUGUUGAAGACGGAAAAAACAAGAAACAAGGCAAAAACUGCGGCACAGCAUUCCAUCGAUACUACGACGCAUUCUCUAUUAUUGUUCUAAUUUUAAUCGCUAUAUAUAUUUAACUGCCCGAUAUGAUCGGACGAAUGAUUGAUUAUAUAAGAGAUUUAAACAAAAAAGUGAGAAAAAAAACCAAAAAAUUAAUUAAAAAAAAAAAAAAAUAGUAUAUCGGGCGUGUGAGCCUCGUUGAUAUGAAAACAAGAAAAAAAAACAACAACAACAACAACAACAACAACAAAAAUAAAUAUUAAAAAACCACGAGAGACGAGUACCCUUAGAUCAUUUGCGAUUAUUAAAUAAUAAUGAUAAAUAUAUUAAAAAAAAAAAAUAAUAAAAAAAAAUAAUAAAAAAAUAUCAAAAAACAACAAAACCAAUAACAAUCGAAAAAAAGGAUUGACUUUGAAAAAAAAAACACACACACACAAAAAAAACAAAAAAACCACGCGUUUCAGGCAUUAAGUAUUUAAUUAAUUAUUAAUAGUGUUAUUUAUUGUGAAAAAAAAGCAAAAAGUGAAAUGGAUUAAUAAAAACGCGAUAAAAAAAAAAAAAAAAAAAACAUACUGAGAUUGAUGAGAGCCAUUAUAUAUUCAUCAUUGCAGAGAUGAACUGUUUAUAGUGAUCGACACCUAAACGUUGUUGAAGUAUUAAUCGUAUAGAAAAUGAAAAGGAGAACGAAACAAAUGCGUCGAUGGACGAGACUGCAGCGUGACCGAGCGAAUGCGAAGAGAGAGAGAGAGAGAGCAAAUGACAGUCAAAGGGCGUGAAAGUCGGUGCGAAUGAAAUAUCGAGCAGAAAGUUAAUCAUUGUUCCGAUGCUCGUGCUAAAAAAAAAACUCCGCCAUCAGUCCAAGAUUCGAUAAUUUGCUUCGAUUGAAUAAAACAACAAUCGAAUUUAUGGAGGAUUCACCCAAAAUUCGGCGUAAUUUUGAAAUUCAAGUGAUCGAUUCGUUACACUGUGUUUAAUAUUUUACGUUAUUUAUAUUACGUUUUUCAUUAUCGUUGAUAUUUUUAAUUCAACUAUGAAAAUACUCUGGCCGAAAUCAAGCCGUUGUAAUCCAACGUAGACGUUAAUAUAUAGAUAUGUGUGUAUAUAUGUAUCCAUUCGAUUCGCGUGCGCGUAUGUAUGUACUUAUGUAUAUGUACAUACGCACAUGAAUCGAUAUAUACAUUUAUAUAUAUAUAUACGUAAGACAUUAGGUGUACGAAAUGAACGUUGGCUCUCCCCCGCACUAACUACGGUAACUCGCAAAUGAUGUUUAAUUACGAUCGUUAUGGUGGCCAGGCCAUGGGGCGCAAUUUUGUGCAAAUAAGGCUCGGAAAAUCGAUGACGAAACGAAAUCGAUAUAUUAACAGUAAAUUACGAUAUCACGCAUACACACUCACACACAGGAGAAGAAAAAAAAAAAGAACAAGAACACGCGCGAGCACCGUAAACACGUUAAUCACACGCGACGCAAUGUGUACUAAUGUAUUUGAAGAAAAAAAAAGCAAAGAUAUGCGACUCAAUAACGAAAAAAAGGAGGAAAAAAAAAACACAAAAAAACAAACUUUACUUGCUUAGACUUUUAUUACGCCUACUGAUAGAAAUAACGGUAAAAAAAUAACAAUUUCUUCGUCACUGUAGAAAAAUACGGUUCAAAUCUAAUAUUAUCUCGAAAUAAUAUAAUAUUAACGUUUUAGAGAAAAAAAAACACGUGACACGUGACAAGUGUAGAUACAUGUUUCUCUAUUUAUUUACGUAUUUUUUCCAUCUUGUUAGUUUCCUCAUUUGCGGUAGAUUAAUCAGUGUCCAGCGGAUGCCUAAAACUAAUUAUUUUCGUAAUGCAGGCAUUACACAGUCGUUUUUAUAGUUAGAUUCGACGAAUAUUGUGAAUUUUGUAUUUCCAUUCCGAGACUCGUUACCUCCGAACCAAUCGUAAUGAGAGUUCGACGAGCUAAACUUCGUACAUACAUUCCAGUUUAUAACGUCAGCCGCGAAUCAACGUUCGAGACAUUUUUCACGUUUUUUCAUUCCACGCGGUAUGACGAAUUAGUGUAUACUAAAUAAGAUAAAAGUUAGGGAUUCCGACGACUUUUCGCGAGGGCACCUCAACCGUAAAUAAAAUAUUUUUUUGCUAUUUCGCUCGGUACCUCGAAGCUCCUUUUGCUGUUUAAAUAAUCAUGCUUUUUUCAUUUUUUGUUUUUUUUAACGCUUUUCAUUUAUUGCCGAACACGAUUUUGAGUACCAUUUUGGGGAUUAUACGGCUCACGAUCAAUAUGGAAGAAACGAUUUUCCAUUUUGUACACAUAUAUAUCGAUCUGCACACUUACCCAACGCGAUAAUCCGAGUGGUUUUUUUUUCUAAUAAUUUCGCCAAAUUUACCUGAGAUCUCUUCAUUCCCCAGCGGAAGGAAAGAUUCAAAAAGACUUUCUUGUGUUUGCUGAUGUUUCGAAAUGCGAUACGGAGUUUUUCGAACGAAUAUAUACAUAAUAUUUUUUAAAUGUUACGUAGGAAUGAAAAUAUUCAAUUGAAAUUGCGGCGAUACAGAACCGACGAUUGUACAAUGAUUUACCCGAAUAAACGUAACAGAAUGACCUUCA
This is a messenger RNA of Venturia canescens, 6438 nucleotides long. RefSeq names its product sodium/potassium-transporting ATPase subunit beta-2-like. Lineage: Eukaryota; Metazoa; Arthropoda; Insecta; Hymenoptera; Ichneumonidae. Bases 304 to 1272 code for a protein of 322 amino acids. Gene Ontology annotation, molecular function: ATPase activator activity. The transcript has 5 exons. Gene Ontology annotation, biological process: intracellular potassium ion homeostasis; intracellular sodium ion homeostasis; potassium ion import across plasma membrane. The record is from RefSeq and is a predicted model, not a curated record. Gene Ontology annotation, cellular component: sodium:potassium-exchanging ATPase complex.